Messenger RNA from Drosophila biarmipes, 1311 nucleotides. RefSeq lists its product as uncharacterized. The coding region runs from base 385 to 1050 and encodes 221 amino acids. Lineage: Eukaryota; Metazoa; Arthropoda; Insecta; Diptera; Drosophilidae. The record is from RefSeq and is a predicted model, not a curated record. The transcript is spliced from 2 exons.
AGACAAGGAGAUUCACCUGAAAAAGAGACGUGGGAGCCAAAACAGUGUUACAAACACAUUUUAUGAGCGUUGUCCACCGUAACACUUCUGUCUACGCUUUGACCGGCCUGCUUAUUGCAAUGGGUGUGUUUGUGUUAAGAUAAAACAAGAGUAUCACAGAACUAACAAUAGUAGAAAGAGGGACGGUAACGAUACGAAUACGGAACCCAACGGUUAAGAUUCGGACUACAGACUUUACCUAUUAAAGACAGAGGUCUAGAUCUUAUAAGCAACCUUCUAUACCCAUCCUAUCUAGGAGGUCUCAUAAGAUUCCACCCUCAAAACAGCAACUGCACUCUAUCUAGUGUGAGGAGUUGAAUAACUCCCCACAAAUCCCAGCAGCAGAUGGUCGGCCGCUCACCAGGGUCGCGGCAAAUUCGCGUAGUGGCGGCGCGGCGAAGAGCGAGGACGGAGAACGAGAGAGUUUGGAGAUCGAGGACGGAGAACGGGAGAGUUUGGAGAGGAAGAGAGUUUGGAGACAAGAGUUUGGAGAGCGAGAGAGUUUGGAGAGGAAGAGAGGUUGGAGACAAGAGUUUGGAGAGCGAGAGAGUUUGGAGAGCAAGAGGGUUCGGAGACCAAGAGAGUUUGGAGACCAACAAUGGAAACGGAGAAAGCGGAGACUUGGCGGGCGGAGCGAGAGUGCCGUGUGCAAAAAGGAGUAGCGGGACGCCGCCGGACUUUGGACUUUGGGAAGAAGGUGCCACAUCUCAGCAGCGGUGCGGCACACAAACAUGUCGCAUGCGUCUCCGGGAUCAGCGGGACGGCAGCAUCAGGCUGGACGGCGGCGGGAGGCAGUGCGUCAAGGACAAGAGGGUCAAACAGAAACCAUGGACUUUGGAUCCGAUGGGGAGAGUUUUGGCGGGCCGUGUGCAAAAGGGAAAUAACGGUUCCCAGAGGCCCUAUAUAAACCCGCAGGGCGCUAGCAGCGAGAUCGGUCAGUCAAGAUCAGUCGUUGAGAAGAGUCAGUCAAGAUCAGUCAUUCAGCAUCAGUCAUUCGGUCGAGAGCAUUGAGAUCAGUGAUCCAGCGGAGAGCAUUCAGUCAAGAGCGAGCAGUCAGUCGAGAGCAAGGAGUCGUAGGAAGCAGCGCCGUGGGAGCCUACGAGGAGCAAGAUCGUCACGUCGAGACGUUCGGGAUUGGGAUUACUAGGAAUCGCCGAACUGAGACACAGGUGGCUGAGGUCUAAGGAGGCGCCACACGGCUAAGUUCUGUUCUGUCCUGCCGACGAAGUCCUGGCGGUACGCCUGGAGGGUCUACUAGACUGAAAUUUGAAA